GAUACAAAAUCUCGAUAACAAAAUAGAGAAAACAUAAGUAACAGUUAAUAAGGACUCAGAAGAACUAAAGAGCAAACAAACAGUGAUGGACAACAAAAUAAAUGAAAUUAAAAAUACUCUAGAUGGUAUAAACAGCAGAAUAACUGAGGCAGAAGAAUGAAUAAGUGAGUUGGAAGAUAGAAUGGGGGAAAUAACCACCACAGAGCAGGAAAGAAAAAAAAGAAUAAAAAGAAUGGAAGACAGUCUCAGAGACCCUGGUGACAACACUAAAUGCACCAACAUUGGAAUCAUAGGCAUCCCAGAAGAAGAAGAAAAAAAGAAAGGGUCUGAGAAAAUAUUUGAAGAGGUUAUAGUGGAAAACUUCCCCCACAUGGGAAAGGAAAUAAUUAAUCAAGUCCAAGAAACACAGAGAGUCCGAUACAGAAUAAACCCAAGGAGAAAUACACCAAGGCACAUAUUAAUCAAACUAACAAAAAUUAAACACAGUGAUUUCCAUCAUGGCGGCUUCCAUUUCGGGCUACACCUUCAGCGCUGUGUAUUUCCACAGAGCCAACAGCAACGCCGACCACGAAGGAUUUUUGCUGGGAGAGGUAAGACAAGAGGAAACCUUCAGCAUCAGUGACUCCCAAAUCAGCAACACAGAAUUUCUACAAGUAAUUGAAAUCCAUAACCAUCAGCAUUGUUCAAAACUUUUUAGUUUUUAUGACUAUGCAAGCAAAGUUAAUGAGGAGAGCUUGGACAGAAUUCUUAAAGAUUGGAGAAAGAAAGUUAUUGGAUGGUACAGAUUCCGGCGAAACACACAGUAGCAGGUGUUGUACAGAGAGCAGGUUAUCCAUAAGCAGCUCACCCGCAUCCUUGGGGUGCCCGACCUUGUCUUGCUUCUCUUCAGCUUCAUCUCCACCGCCAACAAUUCCACUCAUGCUUUAGAAUACGUUCUCUUUAGACCAAAUCGAAGGUAUAAUCAGAGGAUAUCCCUUGCUAUUCCCAAUCUGGGCAAUACUAGCCAGCAAGAGUAUAAAGUGUCUUCAGUGCCAAAUACUUCUCAGAGUUAUGCCAAAGUUAUUAAAGAACAUGGUACUGACUUUUUUGACAAGGACAGAGUAAUGAAAGACAUCAGGGCAAUUUAUCAGGUUUAUAAUGCACUUCAGGAGAAAGUGCAGGCAGUGUGUGCAGACGCAGGAAAGAGUGAACGAGUUGUUGAAUCUUGUCAGGUGGAAGUGAACAAAUUAAGAAGACAAAUCACUCAGAGGAAGAAUGAAAAGGAACAAGAAAGAAGAUUGCAGCAGGCAAUGAUAAGCAGACAGAUGCCAUCUGAAAGUUUGGACCCCAUGUUCAGCCCUUGGAUGCCCUAUCCUGGGUUCGCAGCUGAAGGCAGAAUUACGCUUGGAGAUGCAGAGGCCUUGGAUCCUCCUCCCCCUUAUUCUGAUCUUCACCCAAAUAAUCAAGAAAGUACUCUGAGCCAUUCUCUCAUGGAAACUAGCAUCUUUAUGCCUCGACCUCAAGCCAUGGGCUCCUCCAGUUAUGCCUCCACCAGUGCCAGACUGAAAUAUCCUGGAAGUGAAGCAGACCUUCCUCCUUUCCAAAGAGCAGCUGGAGACAGUGCUGAGGAAUCAGACGACAGUGAUUAUGAAAAUUUGAUUUACCCUACAGAGCCCUCUAAUAGCGAAUACUCACAUUCAAGGGAUUCUCGACCCAUGACAUAUCCUGACGGGGGCUCCAGGAACACUCAGACUUCCCAGAUUUAA
Molecule: messenger RNA, 1745 nt
Organism: Hippopotamus amphibius kiboko
Lineage: Eukaryota; Metazoa; Chordata; Mammalia; Artiodactyla; Hippopotamidae
Product: BRISC complex subunit Abraxas 2-like
Exons: 1
Biological process (GO): protein K63-linked deubiquitination; mitotic spindle assembly; attachment of spindle microtubules to kinetochore
Cellular component (GO): nucleus
Molecular function (GO): polyubiquitin modification-dependent protein binding; microtubule binding
Source: RefSeq, a predicted model, not a curated record